AUGCCACUCAAUACCCUCCGUCUCAACCAUCAGAAAUCCUCCCAUCCCAAUGAUCGCAUCGUCUUCAUCAAACCCCUCCCCCGACCUCCCUCAGAUCAAGCCUCCUACGAUCUAGCGGAUACAUUUCUCCAUGCCAUCGCCGCACAAUGUCUCCCCAUCAUGAAAAACCACUACCUCUCCGUCACCACACUGGAAGAAUACGAACCUAAUCCUGAAUUUAUCGGCCGCAACUUCAACAACGGUGAGAUCAUCCAGUUGGUCCUUCGAAGCAAGAGUGGCGCAUGGGUUCCUUUCAAUAUGGUGCAGAUGGUCAUGAUGCACGAGCUGGCACAUAACUCGCACAUGAACCACGGCAGAGAUUUCUGGAAGACGAGAAAUCUGUAUGCAGAGGAGAUGAAGGGGCUCUGGUCCAGAGGAUACACGGGUGAAGGCUUCUGGGGUAGUGGGCGCACAUUGACGGACAUGGAUGCUGUCAUGGGCAACAAUGUCUUGAGUAGUGAGGAGCUCCAAGGCCUUCCCAUCUGCGGAGGCACGUACCGUAGCCGACGGAAGAAGCGGAAGGCUCCCACUCAGGACCGCCCCCAAUUGACCUGGAAGGAAAAGCAGGAGCGGCGGAUCGAAAAGAAAUUCGGCAGAAAUGGCGUCGCUCUCGGGGAGGAUGAAGAUAAGCGCCUCCAUCUCGAGAUCAACCGCAAGGGACCGAUCGGAGGGAAACCUCGAGUUGCCCAAAGCAAACGAGGCAGAGAGCUACGAGCCGCUGCGGCGCUGGCGAGAUUCGAGACGGACAAGAAGGAAGUGGCAGAUCUUCAACGACGCGGGAGAAAUGACUCGAGCGACAACGGAAUCGAUCACAGUGGUGGGGACGGUGACGAUUACGGAGACGUCGACGUCGACGCCGACCAAGAAGACGCAACGGAUGUCAACGGGCAGAAAUUACUCGACAGCCACGGCCACGGCAUGGUGCGUGUCCGUGACGACGAGGGUACAAAUGACAUCAACCUCCAGCACGAAAUACAGGAAAUGGGGUUAUUGGAUCGGUAUUUCAAACGAUUUCAAAAUCACAUAAACCCCCAAAGAAGUAAUCGAGAGGCUGAUGGUGAUGCCCGAACGGAGUCGACACCAAAAUCUGACACGGAUGUCGGUGGUGGUGCCAGUGCCAGUCACAGUGAUCCAGCCACUGGUGCUCAAAUCACCAUUCUCGACGGCCACGAGCGUGGAAAUUCUCCUGGACAUGGAAACGAACUUAUACUCGAACACGAUCAAUCAUCAAUCCAGCUUGAAUCAUCAACUCCUAAGACUUCUGCCUGGUCUCGGCGUCCAUUGACUCCGGCAUGGCCCGAUUCAGAUAAGACUUCUUCUUUCGAUGAGGAGCCCGCCACCCAGAACCAGAACGACAGUCCUGCCACGGGCCUUACCCCAGUGCCAGUGCUCAAACUCAGACCCGAGUCAGAGUCUAAGACUUCACGGACCGCUCCGUCUUCCUCGACAGAGUCGACAACAGAGCAGACCAUCAGACCUGUCAUUACCUCUGCCCGGUCCCAAUCACCAUCAUUAUUAUGGUCGCCUGUGAUAAACUGCCCCAUAUGCUCGCUCGAGAACCAUCGACUCAACGUCAUCUGUACGGCCUGCAGCCACGUGCUCGAUCUGCAGAAAGAUCCACGCUGCUGGUCGUGUCAGAGCGAAGCAUGCCGGACCAGCGAUUCCUCGUACCUAAACCCCGGUGACGCAGGAGUCUGCGGAAUCUGUGGUAUGAGGAGGAAUAAUGUUUGA
This is a messenger RNA of Rhinocladiella mackenziei CBS 650.93, 1770 nucleotides long. RefSeq lists its product as uncharacterized. The record is from RefSeq and is a predicted model, not a curated record. NCBI's taxonomy places the organism in Eukaryota, Fungi, Ascomycota, Eurotiomycetes, Chaetothyriales, Herpotrichiellaceae. Bases 1 to 1770 code for a protein of 589 amino acids. The transcript has a single exon.